This is a messenger RNA of Opisthorchis viverrini, 1008 nucleotides long. RefSeq lists its product as hypothetical. The coding region runs from base 89 to 904 and encodes 271 amino acids. The record is from RefSeq and is a predicted model, not a curated record. The transcript is spliced from 3 exons. Gene Ontology annotation, molecular function: hydrolase activity. NCBI's taxonomy places the organism in Eukaryota, Metazoa, Platyhelminthes, Trematoda, Opisthorchiida, Opisthorchiidae.
GUUUGUGGGUGGGCGGACAUUCGCGCUACCUGCCUUUGGCACUUCACGUUUGCUCGUAUUUACUUCCCGGACUGGGAAUGUUAAUAAGAUGUCAUCAAUGAAGGAAAGUGGCAUCAAAGUGUGUUGUAGUUCGGGGACUCCGAGCGCCACUGGAGGAUGUGGCGACUACUCACCUGUUGGAAAAUUGGUUCAGCUGGCGGCUCCGGGACCUACUGCCUACUAUGCGCAGCCAAAAGAGGGUCCUCUGUGCAGCAACAGUGCCCUUAUUGUGAUCUACGAUAUAUUUGGCAUAGAUAUUCUGCAAACGAGACGUUUUGUCGAUCUUCUUGCGGAAAAGACUCACCGACGUGUCGUGAUGCCCGACGUUUUCCGUGGCCAUCCAUGGUUGUUGAAAAAUUUCCCUCCGAAAAAUGGCGGAGAAUUUGUCAAAUGGGUGGAAACCGCAGGAAGUUGGGAAAUAGUUUCUGCGGACCUCAAAUCUGCCCACGAGUUCCUCCUCGCAGACGGUCUGAGUAGUUCGGCACCAUUGGGUAUUUUGGGGUUCUGCUGGGGUGGCAAGCAGGCUAUUCGUGCGUGCUCUGGCGAUUCACAUGCGAGUAAGCUUGGAUUCAAAUUCCUGGCUGGAGUGAGCCUUCACGGUGCAUUCUUGGGCCCUGAGGACGCCAAACACGUGACCGUACCUAUGUUGUUCAUGCCAGCUGGGGACGAUCCAGAUAUCGGGCCAAUAAAGGAAAUUUUGGAUAAGAAACCGUUUGGGACGCAAUGUGCUUACCACCGAUUCGACUCGGAAACUCACGGCUUUGCCGCAGCACGUGGGGACUGGAAUGUCCCUCACACCCGAGAAGCCAUUAUGAAGGCAUUGGAUCUUGCUGUUGAGUUUUUCAACAAGAACUUGCCCUACUAAUUUACGACUUGAGAGUCUCACCCAGUGUUCAUUUGCCAUUCAAGUACCAUUUAACCAUAGAUCAAUAUUUUGUCAAUGGAAUCUGAUGUGCUCGAAUAAAGUUU